UCGGGCUCCGGCGGGGCUCGGGGCGUGCCCGGGCUGAGCGCCGGCCGCUCUGGACAUGUCGGGCCCCCGCCCCGGCUUCUACCGGCAGGAGCUGAACAAGACGGCGUGGGAGGUGCCGCAACGGCUGCAGGGCCUGCGCCCGGUGGGCUCCGGCGCCUACGGCUCCGUCUGCUCGGCCUACGACGCGAGGCUGCGCCAGAAGGUGGCGGUGAAGAAGCUGUCGCGACCCUUCCAGUCGCUGAUCCACGCACGCAGGACGUACCGCGAGCUGCGGCUGCUCAAGCACCUGAAGCACGAGAACGUCAUCGGGCUUCUGGACGUCUUCACGCCGGCCACGUCUAUCGAGGACUUCAGCGAAGUGUACUUGGUGACCACCCUGAUGGGCGCCGACCUGAACAACAUUGUCAAGUGUCAAGCGCUGAGCGACGAGCACGUUCAGUUCCUCAUUUACCAGCUGCUGCGCGGGCUGAAGUACAUCCACUCGGCUGGGAUCAUUCACCGGGACCUGAAGCCCAGCAACGUGGCCGUGAAUGAGGACUGCGAGCUCAGGAUCCUGGACUUCGGGCUGGCGCGCCAGGCGGACGAGGAGAUGACCGGAUACGUGGCCACGCGCUGGUACCGAGCACCUGAGAUCAUGCUCAACUGGAUGCACUACAACCAGACAGUGGACAUCUGGUCUGUGGGCUGCAUCAUGGCUGAGCUGCUCCAAGGAAAGGCCCUCUUCCCAGGAAGUGACUACAUUGACCAGUUGAAGCGCAUCAUGGAGGUGGUGGGCACACCGAGCCCUGAGGUUCUGGCAAAGAUAUCUUCAGAACAUGCUCGGACGUACAUCCAGUCCCUGCCCCCCAUGCCCCAGAAGGACCUCAGCAGCAUCUUCCACGGAGCCAACCCCCUGGCCAUAGACCUCCUUGGAAGGAUGCUGGUGCUGGACAGUGACCAGAGGGUCAGUGCGGCGGAGGCACUAGCCCAUGCCUACUUCAGCCAAUAUCAUGACCCCGAUGACGAGCCAGAGGCCGAGCCCUACGAUGAAAGCAUCGAGGCCAAGGAGCACACAGUGGAGGAGUGGAAGGAGCUCACCUACCAGGAAGUCCUCAGCUUCAAGCCCCCAGAGCCACCACAGCCACCUGGCAGCCUGGAGAUCCAGUGAUGUGCUAUCUGGCAGCCACACUUGCACCUGUGGAGGGGCCUGAGCUGCCCUUGAGAGGCACCUCCCACACUCCCUGGCCUGGAACCCCCAUCUUCAGGGGAUUUACACAACAUGUGAAUGCACAAGUGUGUCGUGUGCAUGCCAUGUGUGAGUCUGGGCAGAAGCGUCCCUGACCCCACCAUGGUCUUCCCACCCCCUUCUGGCCACCAGGCUCUCUCUUAGGACCUCACUGGAUGACCUGGAUACUACAGUGCGUCCCCCUGGGGAGUGUCUGUCUCCACAUCUCUGUCCCAGAAAGCUAUCCGGGGCAGUGUGAGGGCGCAUUGGUGCCAGAGCCCCUGGAGACUCAAAGGGGGGUCUCAGUGGUUAAAGCUGUUCAUCCUGGAAGUGGGGGGCUGCCUUGGAAAUUGCUGAGACUCCUGGGUCUGAGAUCUGAGGCAGGGCCAGUGCACCAAAAGGCUGGGCAGGGUCUUCCUUAGGGCAGGGGGUGGGGGGUGGCAAGGCAGAGACAACUACGAGGUGUCAGGUGAGAAAAGCUGCCUGGAACCUUGUGUUCUGUGGUGUGUGGGGGCACAUGUGCAUGCGUGUGCACUCCUGGUGCUCCUGGUGUUCACGUCAGUGCAUGUGCUGAUGCGUAUGAAUCUGGGCACCUAAGAGUCAGGGGCCAUGUCCAGCAGGAGGCCUGAGUUGGGGUGGCUAUACUAUUCCUCUCCUCCCCACAGUUCCUGAUGCCAGGAGGGGUGCACUAUGCUGGGGGCUCUGGUGGGCCACAAGGAACCACAUGAGCAAAAGCCAGGGCUUUCUUCUUGGGCCUGGGAACUGUAGCAGGUUCCUGAGUCAGUCACAGGGACACAGUGCCAGCUAGAAGGCUGAUGGGGUGAGGGGGUCCAACCUCGAGGACGCUCAGGUGGGCAGCACACUUGGAUGUGGACUCGGUCUCGGACUUGGACUCAGACACUCCUGUCCCUGGACCUUGGCCCAGAACCGACAAGUUUCUGCCCACUCUCUACCUCUGCCCACUGUUGUGGCCCUACAACUGGAGAUCUGGGGUGCUCUGGUCCGUGGGUCAGCCCUCAUCUUCCCUUCUCCCAGAAUGGAGCUGACCAAGUAACCUCCGGGACAGGAUGCUGCUCGGAGAUGUGUUGGGGGUCUGGCUUCUCCCUGGAGAGGCAGUGACCUCUAGCUUUGAGGGACCCAGGGGGAUCUGGAUGUCAAGUGCCUGCACCAGGGGUGCACAAUAAAGGGAGUUCCCUCUUGCUCA
Molecule: messenger RNA, 2408 nt
Organism: Cynocephalus volans (Philippine flying lemur)
Lineage: Eukaryota; Metazoa; Chordata; Mammalia; Dermoptera; Cynocephalidae
Gene: MAPK11
Product: mitogen-activated protein kinase 11
Exons: 12
Coding region: 56-1147 (363 amino acids)
Biological process (GO): protein phosphorylation; intracellular signal transduction
Cellular component (GO): cytoplasm; nucleus
Molecular function (GO): ATP binding; MAP kinase activity
Source: RefSeq, a predicted model, not a curated record